Molecule: messenger RNA, 537 nt
Organism: Geodia barretti
Lineage: Eukaryota; Metazoa; Porifera; Demospongiae; Tetractinellida; Geodiidae
Source: the annotation of a GenBank genome assembly
AUGGCUAGAGCGAUCUACCCUGGCAGCUUCGACCCCGCACACCACGGGCACAUCGACAUUGCCAAGCGCGCCGCGAAAGUUUUCGAUGAGCUCAUCAUUGCGGUUUACAAGUCGCCGCCUACAAAACGGCUGUUGUUUUCAACCGAAGAACGCGUGGAGAUGUUCGCAGAGUCCGUCAAGGACACUCCCAACAUCAGCGUCGUCCCGUUCACUGGUCUGGCGCCUUCGGUUGCGCGCGACAACGGAGCAGAGUUCAUUGUUCGAGGUCUCCGGGCCGGAUUUGACUUUGAGCUCGAGUUUGAAAUGGCGCUCAUGUGGCGUCACAUCGCACCGGAUAUCGACGUGAGUCUGCAUCAUGAGCUCGCUACAGUACCAGUUUAUGUACUCCAGCCGGAUCAAGGAAGUGGCCACAUUGGGGGCGAACGUUUCCGAAAUGGUCCCGCCGCAUAUAGAAGAAGCACUACUCAAGAAGCUGGAAUAACUGAUCAGUCCGCGACAGGCCAGCAAUAUCGACUGACGACCGCAAGUCAGAUAUAA